Panonychus citri (citrus red mite) is the source of this 2707-nucleotide messenger RNA. RefSeq names its product glutamate-gated chloride channel-like. The transcript has 7 exons. The record is from RefSeq and is a predicted model, not a curated record. NCBI's taxonomy places the organism in Eukaryota, Metazoa, Arthropoda, Arachnida, Trombidiformes, Tetranychidae. Bases 820 to 2463 code for a protein of 547 amino acids. Gene Ontology annotation, molecular function: transmembrane signaling receptor activity; neurotransmitter receptor activity; chloride channel activity. Gene Ontology annotation, biological process: chloride transmembrane transport; chemical synaptic transmission; nervous system process. Gene Ontology annotation, cellular component: synapse; membrane; neuron projection.
UAUAUAAUAUUAUCUUCAAUUCGAACAGUAUUGAGUAUGGAAGGUGAAGGGUGGGGUGGGUUCAGGGUGGAAAAUCACCAUGAUUCGUCUCAGAAUGAUGAUGAGAAGAUGAAGAUGAGAAUAAUAGGAGGGAAAGUAAAGGGGAUGAACAAGAAUUACAGUUUCGAGAAGACGAGCAUGAGAAAAAGAGUAACUAGUUACGACGUAUCUUCCAAUAUUAUCUUUCUCUUUUUUCAUCUUCUCUUUCUCCAUGAAAACUGUGACUAUCACGAAUGCUCCAGAUAAUGUUAUAUAUUUUAUAAGGAGAAAAGAAGGCAAAGAUGAUAAAGGAAGAUAAAAGAAGAUAAGAGAGAGAAGAAGGUAGAAAGAGAGAAGAUGAAAACAUUUCCUUAACCAAGAAACAUUCUGUUCUCUGACUUGUUCACUAUUCAAGACGAACUUUUUUUUUCUUCCUCCGAAUUUUCAUCUUCAUCAUUAUCAUCUUUCUUAUCAUCUUCUUUCUUCUCAUCAUUUUGUGCUCUCUCUCUCUCUCAUUUUCUACUUCUCUUCCUCGAGUGUCAGUGUUUGUUUUCGUGUUUUUUUUUCGAAUUUUUAUCCGGAUUACUUAUCAUUCCAAUCGUCAACAUCAUCAUUAUCAUCUCCAUCUCUCUCCUUUCCUCAUUAAUGCACCUUAAGGAUUACGCAAAUCUAAAUGAUAAUCUGAUGAAUUUUUCACAACAACACCAACAAUAGUUUAAUUGUAACAAUUUGGUUAAUUUGUUUUCUUUUGUUUUUCUUACCAUUUGAUUGUUAAAUCAAAACAUCAUCCUGUGUAUUCACAUGUUGUGUUUACCUGCACCAAAGUGUGAGUUCAUCAUCUACAUGUGGGUCUAUUUUUCCGAUUUUUUUAUCAUUCCCUGGCUUCUUAACCUUCCCUUCAGCUCAGCGUCCGUAAGCUUCCGAGAGCAAGAGAAAAAGAUUCUCGACUCAAUCAUCGGUCAGGGUGCUUACGAUAGACGCAUCAGACCCUCUGGGCAAAAUGCAACCGCCGAUGGAGAUGGACCCUGUAUAGUUUCAAUUAAUAUUUAUCUUCGAAGUAUAAGUAAAAUAAGUGAUCUAGAUAUGGAAUAUUCUGUACAAAUAACUUUCAGGGAGGAAUGGAAAGACUCUCGUCUUCAAUAUCGAGAUCCAAGUGAAAAAAUUCGCUAUUUGACCUUAACGGAUCCCGAUCGAAUUUGGAAACCCGAUGUUUUCUUUACCAAUGAAAAAGAAGGUCACUUUCAUAACAUCAUAAUGCCCAAUGUCCUAUUGAGAAUCGGCUCAGACGGGGGUGUCCUUUAUUCAAUUAGGUUGUCGUUAAUAUUAUCCUGUCCAAUGAACCUUAAAUAUUAUCCAUUGGAUAAGCAAAAUUGUUAUAUCAAAAUGGCCAGUUAUGGCUACACAACAGAGGAUUUGGUUUUCGUUUGGAAAAAAACUGAUCCAGUUCAAGUUACUAAGCAACUUCAUCUUCCGACAUUCGCUUUAUCUGAUUAUAUUACCGAAUAUUGUACUUCCCGAACAAACACAGGUGAAUAUAGUUGUGUCCAAGUAAAGUUAAUUUUUCGCCGUGAAUUUAGUUACUAUUUGAUUCAAAUCUAUAUUCCCUGUAUAAUGCUUGUUAUCGUCUCAUGGGUUUCAUUCUGGUUAGACCCGAAUGCUAUUCCCGCCCGGGUUAGUCUUGGUGUUACCACUUUACUCACAAUGGCAACCCAAAUAUCCGGUAUUAAUGCCUCACUUCCGCCAGUCAGUUACAUUAAAGCAAUUGAUGUUUGGACCGGAGUUUGCCUUUUCUUUGUUUUUGGUGCCCUCCUUGAGUUUGCCCUUGUAAAUUAUGCUUCUCGAAGUGAUGCCCACCGGGCAGCACGUAAACGACACCAGGAACACCAACAGCAACAAGUUCAACAAGUAUUAGGGGGAGGAGGUGCUGGUGGUGGUGGUCUUGGUGUGGGAACCGGUGGAUUUGGUAAUCCUGGUGGUAUUGGAGGUGGUGGUGGUUUGGGACCUACAGGAUUUGGUAUGGCUGCUGGUUUCCCUCCACCUCCACCCAAAUGGGAUUCAGCCAUGGGUUGGGAACCACAUCAACCACUUCCACCCCACCCUGGAUCAAUGGAGCCUCAACCCACCAAAUGGGAGGCUCGAGUUGACAUGAAACCAAGAGGUUUCCAAUAUUCAUCUGAUAAUUUCCAUUCAUCAAGAGCAUCUUAUGUAAUGAAACCAGUACUUCGUGGACCGGCCCCAUCGCCGAACCCGCCGGUGUCCAGUAAUAAAUUCCGUCAAGUGGAAGUUCGCACUGCCCCUUAUAAUCAGAACUUUUUAUCUCGUUGGUUCUCAGCGUUUCAAACUCGAUCCAAACGUAUUGAUGUUUUAGCACGAAUUUUAUUUCCUCUAAUGUUCAGUCUGUUCAAUGUCGUUUAUUGGAUAACUUAUGUCGUGAUAUUGGGCUAAUUAACUUUAAUUUAGUUUAAAUUACUGUGGAGAGAAAGAGAGACAAAGAUGAUUAAUAUGUUUUACUUUAUAUGAUCAAGUUUAUUUUGACAAAAAUACUAAACAAUUUGGACAAAAACAAUCAAUCAAUUACCUUGGAUAUUUGAUUAUCAUCAAUGGAGAUGUAGCUCAACAAUUAAAAAUCAAAUCAAAUCAAUUAUUUGAUUAUUAUUAUUAUUAUAGUCAAUCAGAUGGACGGUCAAUU